UGAAGUUAGUUGAGUGUCGCCCGUGUGAGUGUCUAAAAGUAAACAGUCUCCGCGGUGGACGUUUCUUCGUGAGUAUUUGUUAAUAGAGAGUUACCGAGUGUAUUAGUGAUACGUGUGAUUAAAGCAGAGCCGCAUGGCCAGUGACACCAAGCACAGUGCUACAGUACCAAUGACGCUAGAAGUGCCAGACAAACAGUGCCAUAAUAUCAAUGCAGGCACGGUAGAAGUGAUCCCAUAACAGUGCCAGGAAAUAGAGCCACAGGAACAGUGCCACAAGUAGAGAUAACAUAACAGUGACAUCUGAACAGUGCCACAAGAACAGUGACACCAAAACAGUGCCUUGAGAUUAGAGACGCGACAGUAACAGUGAAACAAAAGAACACGUGCAAGAGAUGAAGUGCGCAGUUAGUUAGAUCUGAUUUACGUACAUCGUAUUAGCGCAAAAGCAGUGUUGCCAGAACAUAAAAAAUUCAUGCCACGUGUACAACAUGGAAAGUAAUGCGCGUGAGUGCGUGCGUGUGCGUACAUGGGUAAGUGAGUGAGGGUGAAACAGGACGCAUAUAAAGAAGAGUUAGUCCAAAAUGAAGAAAAAUAACAGUAAAAUAAAUAUAAAAAAUGUGAAUGAUAGGAAUAAAAAGGCAAAUAACUAUACUAAUACAAACCAAGAGUGAAGGCAAAGUGUUAUAAAGAAAAAGUUGUAUAUUGGGACCUGAAAUAAAUCUCCAUUGAACUGAAACGAUAACUGAAGCUAACAGCUCAUCACAACACCAGGAACCAAGAGAACGUAGUACCAGCAUCACCAACAUCACCAUUCUCACCAUGUCGCGCCACAUGUUCCUGCCGAGGGGGAAGAGAAUCGUGCUGUACCGUAGUGGUGACAAGUUUUACUCUGGCACUCCUUUCACCAUCAACCCACGGUACAUCAGGAACGUGGAGGAUCUUCUGGCGGAGGCUACAACUAAGGUGGACGCAGUGUGGGGCACGGCGAGGAGCAUACACACUCCUAACACGGGCACUGCCAUCCGGAGCAUAGAGUCCAUCAAUCCUCAUGAAGCUUACGUCGUGGCAGGUCGCAAAGGAUUCAUUCACAUCCCGGGCGGCUACGAUAACAUUGGAAAGCCGGUGCUGGUGAGGACGAGGAGAACAGGACACAGCAGGAACCCCUCUCGUCGCUCCCUCCACGGUCAGGACAAGCUCAGAGUCACUGUCUACAGGAAUGGAGACGACACCAGCACCUAUCCCUUCACUUUUAAUGCGGAGGACUACAAAAACUGGGAGAAAGCCCUCGACAGACUCUCAGACAUCCCGAACGGUCCCAUAAGAAGAAUAUUCUACCUGAGCGGAAACCCAGUGCAGAGUCCACAGGAUCUCAUUAACCACGGGACUUACGUAGUGGCGGGGCAGUGGGAGUCUUUCCAGCCCGGUAACUACGGGGACCUCACGCUAGGGGUGGAUGAUGGUGCUGCUGCCUUUACUGGCGUGGAGAGGUGGUCCCUCUCUUCCCGCACCCCCGGGGAAAGACUUAGUAAGACUCCAGGAGCCUCCAUACCUUCGCAAGAGACUGGAAGCGAAGAGUGGGAGACAGAAAGGUGGACUGCAGAAGAUGAAGAAGAUAUCUGGAAAAGUGAUGAUGAAGAGAACUGGAAGAGUGAAGAUAAAUUUGAAGAUGAAGCAGAGAACUCAUAUUAUGCAAAUUAUAAGGAAAUAGAGGAGGAAGAUGUGAAGGAUGAAGAAAGUAUUGGGCCGGGGGAUGAAUGGGCAGGGGAAGGAGAGGAGGAGUAUGCAGGAGGAGGAGAUGAGACGAAGCAGGAGGAGGAACAGAACACAGAAGAGAACAAUCCAGUAAUAGUUCUUGGUGGCAGCACUGACGACCUUGAGUACCACUUCUACGAUUCCACCUUUCCCCGUCACACGCCCAUUGUGGAGGAGAACGAGGACGACCUUGAAGAAGAAGAAGGGGAAGGGGAAGAAGAAGCAGAGGAGGAAGAGGAGGAGGAGGACGACCAGGAUGAUGAUUUCUGGAGACUGGAAGAGGAGGAGGACGACGAGGAGGAGGAGAUGAGGUCCACAUCAAGGGUUUCUAUAUUCGACAGUGGCCACGCUUCUCUACUUAGCGACGAGGACCGACCUGACAGUGUGUUUAGAGCGAAGACCAGACUCUCUCGCCCGGCAACGCAAGCAAGAGAGGUGGACUAUGACACGGAUGACGGUGGUAUAUACAAAGCUAAACAUCGCAAGGACUACGCAGCGCAAGAGGUCCUGGAGUCCUCAGCCACUAAUAUCGAGCUCCCGGUGGAUAUGAUCGAUGCCACUGAGGUGCAGGAGGAGAUUGUGGCGUGACAGCGACGGGUGGAGGUGCGUGGUGUGGCCUGCUGGUCCUGCUGGGGUGUUACUGUACUUCUGUUGGUGAAGGUUACGUUUAAGGGUUCCUGUGACGCUGUGUUUGUGUCUCAUUGAAUCUGUUUAAGUUUUUUGGUGUUUUUUUUUUUUUUCGUGUUUUGUUUCUGGGGUAGUGGAUAAGUUGUUCCUCGCGUGAAUGAAGAGUGUAUGUACGUCUGUAUGUUUUCCUGUGACUGGUUUGGUUUCGUAUUGAUUUCCUGUAGUUUGAGUUUUUUUUUUUAUGUUUUUUUUUUUUUUUUUUUGUCGCGUGAUUCAAGGGUGUUUGGUGUGUAAUGGUGAAUAUGUACUUUUUGUGACGCUGUGUUGAUUUUGUAUUGAAUUUCGUUACGUUUAGAGGUUUUUCUCCGUGUAUGUGUUUCUGAUAGUGUACAAAUUGUUUCUCCUUCUCUGGCGUGAUUCAGAAUUGUACGAGUGAAUUUGUGCAUUCUUGGCGACUCUAUGUGGAUUUCUGUCCGAUUUCCCGUUAGGCUUCAGUAAGAUUUUUUAAUGUUUUUCGCUUCUGGCAGUGUACAAAUUGUUUCUCGUGGGAUUAAGCAGUAUAUGAGUGAACCUGUAUAUUUUUCCCGUCGCUUUACGAGUCUCUAUUCAAUCCCCUGUAAGUUUCAGCGGUGAUUCUUGUAUUUUGUAUAGUUUUUUUUUUGUAUUUGUUCAAUGGUUAGCGGGUCUUUCUGCCAGUAUGAGUGAACUGUAGUAUAUCUUUCGCGAUCUAUUGCUGUAUGAAUUUCUGUCCAAUUUUCCUUAGGUUUCAGUAGCAAUUCUUGUAUUCUGUACAGUUUUUCCAUCGGUUCAGUGGUUAGCGGGUCUAGCUACAAAUUAGUGUGGUUCAGUUUGAGUCUAAAGCACAUGUAGGGGCGCGCCUUUCCGAAGUCUAUGAGAAAACAUGCGUUUGGCUGUAGCUCCGAAACUAGCCACAGAUUAAUCUCGGAACCUAAACCAGUCUAACAUGUUCAACAGUGAUUGGCUCCUACUCUUCCAGACUUCGGAAAUACGUGGGGCGUGUAUUGUCCUGACAGUCGCACAUUGCACCAUAUUCUGAAACACUUCUGGCCGUUCAUCGAUUACUUUCAAAAGGCUGUAGUUGAAGUAACACCGGUCCUUAAGGAUGUUUUUUUUUAUGGUUCUGGUGAUAGAUUAACAGGAUUUAUGCGUUAUUAACAGGAGAAACACUCUUGAGAACCCGGCUAAUUAUCUCUGUGGCCUUUGAAAAUGAUCGUGGUGGGAGAGCAGCGUUUCGGAAUACAGGUCAUUCAUGUAGGAUUGACCAAUAAACGGGUAAUUCAAUUGUAAAGACUCCCUCCUUAGCCUGGUUCACCCUUGCAAGACUUAAGAAUUUCAUUAAGUAGUCUGAGGGAGGAGUGUCAGACAUCAUGCAGUAUAUACAUACACAUACACAAACUAAGCAUUACCUCCAGACAAGUAUGAUAUUUGUUACAGGGAGAAAUUAUACAAGUAGUUGGAUAGUUAGUAAGCAUUAAGUAGUUACGUAGUCUGAGGAGGAAGUGUCAAAUCUCGUGCAGUUUAUAAUUAUAAAUGCAUUACCUCCAUACAAAUAUGAUGAUAGCUGCUAUAGGAGGUUAUGGUGUAGUUAAAUGAACGUUAAUACUUGAGUAAUGGUGUGUCUAUUACUGCCAGCCGGGAUGACAGCCUCUCCUGGCAUUGUUUCUGAAGCACGAGUGGUUGUUGCCGUACACGGAGAAUCCAGUCUUAUGCUCAAGUAUAUAAUUAUAUAACAUGCACACAAUGAACCUUGUAAUUAUUUAAUGAAAAUAAACAUAUAUAUACUUUGCAAUAUUCCGUUUAUUAUUGUUAUUACUGAAGCCUUAAAGUUUUAUGUAUUUGAUCACCAUGUCUUUCGUUAUUGGUAAGAAGUACAAGACAAGUCAUUGCCACGUGCUGCCUUUUCUCUGAUAAACCACCGAUUUAAGCAGUAAUACUAGUGAAGCUCAUAUAAUUUUCUCUAUUAUUCCUUAGUCUUUAUGUAUCGACAACCAGAUCUCUUCCUUCGUCUUUUGUAAGGAACACAAGAUUUAAUUCAUUGCUACGUGCUGCCUUCUCGCUGGUAAGUUGGAAAGCUUUAUAUGAGUGACGUGAAUUCCCUGUUGUAAAAAAAAAUGUAUCUCUCUCAAAUCGUCUUUCGUUACCAAUAUCGUUAUCAUUACCGUUAUCAUUAUUACGCCACGAAAAAGAAUUAACAUUAAACUAUCUCAUAUGAACGACGUGAAUUCCCUUUCGUAAAAAAUAUAUAUCAAACCGUCUUUCGUUAUCUCUUAUCAUCAUUACGCCACACCAUUUAAGAGAGAAUGAAUUAACAUUACAUUAUCUUUCUACUGUGUUUCUUCACUACUACGCCACGCCAUUUAGCAGAGAAAAGAUUAACAUUACUUCUCUCAAAUCCCGUCUUUCUGCUCUCUCUUCUGUCAUUAUUACGCCACAGCAUUUAGCAGAAAUAGGAUCAACAUUACCUUGUCCAUCGCUAUCUGUUCUAUCAUUAUUACUACACCAUUAAACAGAGAAAGAUAUAGCAUUAGCACAUUACCUCCCUCGAACCCUAUCUUCUACUAUCCACUUUAUAUCAUCACUACGCCGAACCACCAUUACGCAAGAUGCCGAGGGUUCUAUUCUUCAGAGUACAUCAUCCCCCUCCGAGCUGUCCUUCACGUGUCUGGUGCAGCCUUAAGCCCCUUUCCCCCUAAGCCAGACUCAGCCCAGAUCCAACCAGCCCUCGACCCUCAGUGCUCGAGGCUCAAAGGGGAGAGGAGGCGAGUCAAAGUGGCGCUGAAUGAGGACGAAGCAAAGGACCCCAAGACCAGACGCUGAAAAAUAUUACUCCUGGUCCUCUUCAACUGCACUCUUGCUUGAUAAUUCGAAGCUGCUAGUGAAGUAUUUACAAUUCCCAAAUUUCGUAAAGUCUAAAAGGCAUCUCGUGUAGGUUGGAAUAGGGUAGUAAAGAUGUGGUUGGGAUAUAAAGUCACGGGAAAAUAAGGGAAAAUGCAAGAAAUCAUAAGGUCUAUACGUGGCACUCCCUGUUUGAAAAAAAAAAGAAAAAAAAGCGUGGAUAGCUAUUUCCUCUGUAUUCCCAUCCGUAUGUUUGUCUAGUUUUAAUUAAAAACUCAGUAUUGACUCGGCACUAAGC
Molecule: messenger RNA, 5533 nt
Organism: Scylla paramamosain (green mud crab)
Lineage: Eukaryota; Metazoa; Arthropoda; Malacostraca; Decapoda; Portunidae
Product: oxygen-regulated protein 1-like
Exons: 9
Coding region: 820-2340 (506 amino acids)
Biological process (GO): intracellular signal transduction
Cellular component (GO): microtubule; microtubule organizing center
Source: RefSeq, a predicted model, not a curated record